CAGAUAAAAAUAAUAUACAACAGACUUUCACCCCGCAACACCAUUAAUGUGUACUCUCAACAUACCCGUUCCCGCUUAGUUUUUCUUUUAUGUUGUGAAACUGCAACUCAAACUUACUGUAUAAAAAUAAGCUUCUUACACUAAGACGCCGAGAUGGAUGCACAGGAGUUCAAAGAAGCGGCUAACGCCACGAUCGAUGACAUCAUCACCUACUUUGACACCCUCGGCUCCCGCAAUGUAGUCUCCACGGUUGAACCUGGCUACCUGCGCAAGCUCCUCCCUGAUGAAGCGCCGCAAGAAGGGGAGCCGUGGGCUGCCAUCCACAAGGACAUGGAGGCCAAGAUCAUGCCCGGCAUCACCCACUGGAACCACCCCAGCUUCCACGCCUUCUUCCCCUGCGCCAGCUCCUACCCCUCCAUCCUCGGCGAGCUCUACUCCGCCGCCCUGACCACCGCCGCCUUCAACUGGAUCUGCUCGCCGGCCGUCACCGAACUCGAAACCAUAGUCCUCGACUGGCUGGCCAAGACCCUCGGCCUCCCAGCCUGCUUCCUGUCCACCGGCCCGACGCGCGGCGGCGGCGUGAUCCAGGGCUCGGCCAGCGAGGCCGUGCUGACGGCCAUGGUCGCCGCGCGCGACAAGUACCUGCGCGAGACGGUCGCCGCCGCCGGGGAGGGGGGGCUGACCGAGGAGGAGCGCGAGGAGCGCGUCAUGGUCAAGCGCUCGCGCAUGGUCGCGCUGGCCACGACGCUGACGCACUCGAGUGCGAAGAAGGCCGCGCUGAUUUUGGGCUGCCGCUUCCGUGCGAUCCGCGUGCGUGAGGAGGACGGGUAUGCGUUGACCCGCGAGGGGCUCGCUGCGGAGCUGGCGGCGUGCAGGGCGCAGGGGUUGGAGCCGUUCUUUUUGGCGGCGACGCUCGGCACGACCGAUGUGUGCUCCGUGGAUGACUUUGAGGGCAUCAGCGCUGCGCUGGCUGACCAUGUGCCGCCCGGCGCCCCUGGUGAGGUGUGGGUGCAUGUGGAUGCGGCCUAUGCCGGUGCCGCACUGGUGUGUCCCGAGGUGCAGGAAUCGACGCGGAUCGGGCUGGUCAGUCGGUUUCAUAGCUUUGAUAUGAACAUGCAUAAGUGGCUGCUGGUCAACUUCGAUGCCAGCUGCUUCUUUGUGAGGAACCGCGAGUGGUUGGUGCAGGCCCUGAGCGUCAACCAGGCCGUGUACGGGAACAAGGCGUCCGAUGGCGGGUUGGUCACCGAUUACAGGGAGUGGCAGAUCCCAUUGGGGAGGCGGUUCCGGAGCUUGAAGAUAUGGUUCGUGCUCAGGUCGUAUGGAGUCAAAGGGUUGCAGGAGCACAUCCGGCGGACCAUCAAGAUGGGGGAGGGCUUUGCUGAGGCGCUCAGGGGCAGGUCUGAUCUAUUCGAGAUCGUGGCCGGGCCGAGUUUCGCGUUGACCGUGUUCCGGCUGGCGGCCAAGUCUGAGGGCGCAUCUCUGGAGGAGAGGAACGCGCAGACUAAGGCCCUGUAUGAGAAGGUGAACGCUACGGGCAAGAUGUGGCUCACGAGCACGGAGCUCGACGGCCGUUUCGCGAUUCGGUUGAUGACGGCCGUGAGGACUACCGAGACGGAACACAUCAAGACGGCGGUCAAGACACUGGUCGAGAUCGCUGAGGAGGUGCUCAGGGGGUGAUGAGCUUAGGAAAUGUGUACAUGAAACAUGAUAGA
Molecule: messenger RNA, 1712 nt
Organism: Chaetomium fimeti
Lineage: Eukaryota; Fungi; Ascomycota; Sordariomycetes; Sordariales; Chaetomiaceae
Product: pyridoxal phosphate-dependent transferase
Exons: 3
Coding region: 154-1677 (507 amino acids)
Biological process (GO): amino acid metabolic process
Cellular component (GO): cytoplasm
Molecular function (GO): carboxy-lyase activity; pyridoxal phosphate binding
Source: RefSeq, a predicted model, not a curated record